GGCGGCGGGGGGCGGGGCUGCGGGAGGCCACGCCCACAUGCCGGGCCCCUGAAGGUGGAGUCAGGGAAGAGGACGCGAAAGGGACGCCUUCCUGUUUCCCGGGAUGGGGGUUUCUGGGCGCGCGCGCACGUCUUCGCAAGCUUUUAAGUUUCACAGAAGUCUGAGCUACACUAAGGCUUCCAGAUUUCUCUCAACGAAUCUGGACACUUUUCAACUAAAUAGGUGGAUUUUACCAGGGGACUGAUUUGUAAAUCCGAGGACUGUCCCCGGGAUCGGGACGUCUGGUAACCUUAAGCUACACAUGACCAAGAGUCCUGUGACACUUUGCAGCCUGCAUGUUUGUUUUCUUUAUGUAUUGGCAGAUUCUGGCUCGUAGUCGCCUCCUGAGAGAAAAUGGACGCUUCCUAACUCAUCAGGGCUUCCUCAUGCGUAAGCAUCACUUCAAUAACCCUGAAAGUGGCUUCUUCCGCCAAACGAAGCGUAAAGUGCAGCCCAGAAACCUGCUGACAGAUCCCGGCCUGGUUAUGGAGAUGAUGAAGGGCAACUUGGUCCAUGUCCUGCCCAUGAUCCUAGUUGGAGGCUGGAUCAAUUGGGCCUUCUCUGGCUUUGUGGCCACCAAGGUUCCCUUCCCCCUGACCCUGCGGUUCAAGCCCAUGCUGCAGCGUGGAAUUCGCCUGCCUUCCUUGGACCCCUCUUGGGUGAGUUCGGCCUCCUGGUACUUCCUCAACGUUUUUGGCCUCCGCCGAGUGUACAGACUCAUCCUGGGAGAGGAGACUGCUGCAGAGCAGAACCAGCUGCUCCUGCAGGACCAGUUCCUCAGCCCAGCUGUCCCCACCCCACCUGAUCCCAACAAGGCUUUCAAGGCCGAGUGGGAAGCUUUGGAGUUGGUUUCUCACCACUGGGCUCUGCAGGAUGUGGAAGAGCAGUUGAUGUCACAGGACCUCAAGCUGGCAGGGCUGCCUGGGCCUGACUGAUCCCAUCCUGUGACUGCUGCAGGCUACUUCUGUCCUAUGGGACAAAUGUGUGUGUGCAAGAGACCCUUUCACCUCCUUGGGAGGUGGAAGAGGCUGACCCUCCCUGCAUAAUCAGUGUGGAACGGCUUUUCAUCUUAGAGGCAGGAAGGUUGCAGAAGAGAGCUUGAAGUCUGUAGCAUGACCCACCCCCCAUCAGUCAGUCAGAGCAGUGUGCAAAUAGCCUCUGUGGAACUGGCUCUGGGUGCCUGAAGUCUUGCAGGCAUAGCUGGAGCCAGCAAGUUAAUGUCAAAAAGCUCCUUUUCUUGUUCUGCUUGCAGAGAGAGAAGCCCAGUGUGGCAGACAGCUUUAUGGGAUGCCAGUCCCAAGUGUGUGUACAAGAAGUUUGGCUAUUAAAAGCAAGGUAGCUGCAACAAA
Molecule: messenger RNA, 1388 nt
Organism: Podarcis muralis (Common wall lizard)
Lineage: Eukaryota; Metazoa; Chordata; Lepidosauria; Squamata; Lacertidae
Product: ER membrane protein complex subunit 3-like
Biological process (GO): protein folding in endoplasmic reticulum
Cellular component (GO): membrane; EMC complex
Source: RefSeq, a predicted model, not a curated record